UCGCACCACCCCCCCCCUCUGCCGGCUCCGCAGUAACGCCGGGUCCUGCGCCCGCUCCCUUCCUUCCCCCCGAACAACAUGGCGGGGCUGGGCAGCGGGGAGCGCUGGGCAGAAGCCUUAAUUGACGUGCUCAGAAGAAAUGCACACUCAACAGAGGAAAACAGUGAGAGUUCUGACUUCUGUGCUUGCAGCAACUGUAUGAAAGGGAAGAACGAGAAGUGCGACAAUGAGAGGGGUCAAGCAGGCUCUGAAGAAGCUAAUAUGACUUACACAGAGGAGCAGUUGUAUGGGGUACAAAGAAUAAAGAAGUGUAGCAAUUAUUAUGAAAUUUUGGGAGUUGAGAGAGAUGCCAAUGAGGAGGAUUUGAAGAAAGCUUAUCGAAAACUGGCCCUUAAAUUUCACCCUGACAAGAACUGUGCUCCUGGAGCAACAGAAGCUUUUAAAGCAAUAGGCAAUGCUUUUGCCAUUCUGAGCAACCCUGAAAAACGAUUACGAUAUGAUCAAUUUGGGGAUGAGCAAGAGACUUUCGGCACUCCCCGGGCUAGGAAUUAUGAUUAUUACAGGGAAUUUGAAGCAGACAUCACACCAGAAGAAAUAUUCAACAUGUUUUUUGGUGGGCACUUCCCUACAGGAAAUAUUCAUAUGUUUUCAAAUGUAACACCAGAUGCUCACUAUUAUCGGCGGCGACACCGAAAUGAGAGAGCCUGGAUGCAGGAAAAAGAGGAGGAAGAGAACAGGCCUCAGAAUACAUACUCUGCGUUUAUUCAGUUGCUGCCAGUUUUGGUGAUCAUAGUUGUGUCAGUUAUAACUCAGCUGAUGGCCACUAAUCCACCCUACAGCUUGUUCUACAAAUCGUCCAUAGGCCAUACCGUUCCUAGAGAAACACAAAACCUGCAGGUGCCUUAUUAUGUUGAUAAAAACUUUGAAAAUAGUUAUAAAGGAGCAGAACUUCAAGAGCUAGAGAAAACGGUUGAAAAGGAUUAUAUAGACUAUAUCCAGACCAGCUGCUGGAAGGAGAAACAACAAAAAUCCGACUUAUCGAAUUUGGCCAGAUUAUACAGAGAUGAGCGAUUAAAACAGAAAGCGGAGUCACUGAAACUUGAGCACUGUGAAAAGCUCUCCAAUCUUAUUGGACUACACAAGGGGGGCUGAGUAGGCCAGACAAAUGCUGGGUUAUUUAUUGCUGUUUUAACUUAUUUCUAUUUUCCUUUGUAUUUAUUAAAAAAAAGAAAAAGAGCCUAAUGUAGAGUCUUAAUAAUUGGUAACUUUGCAAAGUUCACCAAAUUGGGCAACCCUGAGCCAUAGACACGGUAUUUGCUCUAAUAUACUGUGUAUUCUGUUUGGUUCCAAGGACCAAUGGUAUUCAAUGGAAAUUAACUCCCUAAAAUGUAGCGUAGUGCGGCACCAGUCUUCAUUUGAUACAGUUUUUCUGCCACCCAAGCAACUUUCCUUGCCAGAAAAGUAUACAUAAUAUCCCAUACACUCUGUAUUUUAUUUGGACAUAGACCACACUCAGUCAUUCAGGCGAUGUAGUUUUCAGUUAUAUGCUGGCAUUCCCAUAUUCAUCUGAAGCUGAUGUCCUUGCAUCCAAAAUGGCUUGUGAAAAAAAAUUGAGGGCAUACUCCCUUCUCCAUUCUACCUUCCAGUGCUUAGUUCAGGUAUUCCUCAAGGCCUUGAUUCAGCUAAGUACCUAAGCAUGUACUUAGGUCGCAUUGAAGUCAAGGAGAUUUAAGCAUGUGCUUAAAAUUAAGCAUGUGUUAAGUGCUUUGCUGAAUUUAGAGCCAAACCUGUACUAUUCGUUUAUAAUUAGUGAUGUAAGUAACCCAGAUUGCAAGUAGGAACUUGGAAAUUGUUUGCUCCUGCAAUAGCAUCUCAGUUGCUAACAUUCAUUAUUGUGCAUGUGGGAUGCAUUCCUGGAGUCCCUGCUCUUGCCACAGUAUCUCAUUUGAACUCGACCAUUUAUCCUUUUCUCUCUCAUUGAAAACUUGCAAUGAUAAAAUUCAUUGUGAAAAUUACAGCUGCUAUUUAGCUAAAUUUGAAGGAUGCCAGUGGAUCUAAUUAAGCAAAGGUGUAUCCCAUCUCUUUUGCAAUGAGCGGGAGAAGCUUUCCCACAGCUGUUAGUAUUAUAAUCUAGUUUAACUGGCCUAGGAACUGUAAGGCUGAUCCUCCAGUGGACUAGAUCUGAUGUAGAGGCUCUUAUGCCACACGAUCACCCUGCUGCCAGUGUAGCAUGGAAAAGAGGGCAUGGCUUCUGCAACAUGUCAAUCUUCAGUUGCAUUUUGGCCCCUUGUAACUAUUUCAGCCUGGUGUAAAUUAGAGCAUCCUUUGAGCUGCUCGAACAGUACAAAGAGACCAGUCUGCAUGCAGCUGCAGAAGGAUCAAGACUGUCCAAAGGUGAGUUUUAAACCACUUAUGCCUACCCCCUUAACGGGACUCUGCAGCUUAGCUGCACUCCAGGUUCUGGACUGUUGUAUUUAAUCUUUGACUUGAUUUAGCAGCAGAAGAGGUAGGCCCUCAUCAUACUUCUCUUUUCUUUUUCUGUCUACAAAUUUGUUGAAUGGACUCUUCUAGAGGAUGAAAUUGUCCUUUUCCACAGACCACGUACAUUACAUGUAGUGGUAGUGCAGGCUUCUCCAUCUUCAGCCUGGAUCUAGUGACAAUAGCGACUCUUGUAAUGUGUUGACACGUCUCCACUAGAACUAAUCCAAUACUCCACCCACUUUUAAACCUCACUAUAGGUAGUGCAGGUAACCACCGUUUGCUUUUUUUU
Molecule: messenger RNA, 2770 nt
Organism: Chelonoidis abingdonii (Abingdon island giant tortoise)
Lineage: Eukaryota; Metazoa; Chordata; Testudines; Testudinidae
Gene: DNAJC18
Product: DnaJ heat shock protein family (Hsp40) member C18
Biological process (GO): cellular response to misfolded protein
Cellular component (GO): endoplasmic reticulum membrane
Molecular function (GO): Hsp70 protein binding
Source: RefSeq, a predicted model, not a curated record